UGUAUGUUAGAAAAAGAAGAAGAAGAGAAAAGAAAGCAGAAAAAAAGAAGCAUGAAGAGAGUGCUCCUACUACUAAACUCGGUUCUUCUAGCUCUAGGAACUUCCGGUGGCCCCCUCGUAAUGCGUCUCUACUUCAUCCACGGCGGCAACCGAAUCUGGCUCUCCAGCUUCCUCGAAACCGCCGCUUUCCCUCUCAUUCUCAUUCCCUUAACAAUCUCUCACUUUCAUCCCACUUCUCAUCAUUCACCCAAACCUAACCUCGUCUCUAUCAAACUGCCUCUCUUUCUCGCCUCCGCCGUUAUCGGAAUCCUCACCGGCCUCGACGACUACCUCUACGCCUGCGGCAUAGCGCGCCUUCCCGUCUCCACUUCCUCCCUUAUCCAAGCCUCGCACCUCGCCUUCACCGCCAUCUUCGCCUUCCUCCUCGUUAGGCACAGGUUCACGGUGUACUCAGUCAACGCCGUCGUGCUUCUCACCAUCGCGGCGGUGGUUCUGGCGCUGCGUUCCGGUGGAGACCGUCCGCCAGGCGAGUCCACGCGGCAGUACGUGAUCGGUUUCGUUAUGAUUCUGGCGGCUGCAGCGCUGUACGGAUUGGUCCUGCCGUUGAUGGAGUUGGUGUACAAACGGAGCAAGCAGCGCGUUACGUACUCUCUGGUGAUGGAGAUUCAGCUUGUGAUGUGCUUCUUUGCUACCUUGUUCUGCACCCUUGGCAUGCUCAUCAAUAAUGACUUCAAGGUGAUUUCGCGAGAAGCAAAAGAAUAUGAACUUGGGGAAAGCAAGUACUAUGUUGUGCUGGUGGGGAGUGCAAUAAUGUGGCAGUUCUUCUUCUUGGGAGCAAUAGGGGUUAUCUUUUGCUCCUCGUCUUUGUUUUCAGGAAUUAUAAUUGCUGCUUUUCUUCCAGUGACUGAAGUUUUGGGUGUUAUUGUAUACAAAGAAAAUUUUGAGGCAGAGAAAGGGGUUGCUUUGGUGCUGUCUCUUUGGGGAUUUGUGUCAUAUUUCUAUGGUGAAAUUAAACAAGACAGGGAAAAGAACAAGAAUGGUUGCCCAGAAACAGAGCUACCUCAAAGUCUUUCUCCCAAUGCAUGAUUACCACUAAAGUUGUUGUCUUCAGAUUUCACUGUC
Messenger RNA from Vigna umbellata (rice bean), 1122 nucleotides. RefSeq names its product purine permease 1-like. Gene Ontology annotation, cellular component: membrane. The record is from RefSeq and is a predicted model, not a curated record. NCBI's taxonomy places the organism in Eukaryota, Viridiplantae, Streptophyta, Magnoliopsida, Fabales, Fabaceae. Gene Ontology annotation, molecular function: purine nucleoside transmembrane transporter activity.